Molecule: messenger RNA, 4882 nt
Organism: Sclerotinia trifoliorum
Lineage: Eukaryota; Fungi; Ascomycota; Leotiomycetes; Helotiales; Sclerotiniaceae
Source: the annotation of a GenBank genome assembly
AUAAAUAAGUAAUCUAUGUAUCUCUUUCUUUUCCAAUCCUCUUUUUAAUGUACCUUACGUGAUGAUUUACUAAACAUCCUCUUAAUAACUCUCUACGUACAAACACGUUCAUACUUUAAUCAAACUCUAUUGAGUUUUCCCAAUACAACAACUCACAACACCGUCCGUCAUUAAUUUUCACUCUGCUUAGUGACAGGACGAAAGAAGAACUGUCAGAAGCAGAUAUUACCAUCGCAUAUACUGUUUGCAUGCCAGCAAAAUCGGCUACGCAACACCAUAACAUACCUACAUCUCCAACAAAGUUUCGACCGAUUUCUUGCCGACAUUGCCCACUUUUACGAAUCCCCAAUUCUUAUCAAGGCCGCCAAUCAUGGCUGGCGAACUAUCAGAGAAAGUUGAGACGGCGGGGCAUGAGAGUCGUCCAUCCAGCAACGGAGGCUCAUCUUUAACUGAACGCGAUUCUAGACAGGAACAAAAGGACGGGGAAGGGAUAACGACGGUGUCGCCGGCUAAGGAAAAGGAUUUGUCGAAAUUAGACUCGAAUGUUGUGAAGGUGGCAAAUAAAAAUGAGGAUAUUUACGCACAUUUACCUCCCCAUGAGGCGGAAAUAUUAAAACGACAAGUGGUUUUGCCAGAAAUAUCAUCAGGAGUUGGAAAUUUAUAUCGCUUCUCGACUACAAAUGAUAUCAUUAUCAUGGUUGUCAGUGGCAUCUGCAGUAUUGCAGCGGGGGCUGCAUUACCUUUGAUGACGGUUAUCUUCGGUCAAUUGGCGGGAACAUUUGCAGAUUACUUCGCAGGAUCGAGUAGCAAGGAGCAUUUUAAUCAUACCAUCAAUCACAUGGUUCUCUACUUUAUCUACCUUGGUAUAGCCGAGUUUGUCACCAUCUACAUCUCUACCGUCGGAUUUAUUUAUGUUGGAGAACAUAUCAGUGGAAAGAUUAGAGCACAAUACUUGGCUGCUUGCUUACGCAUGAAUAUUGGUUUCUACGAUAAGCUAGGAUCAGGAGAAAUUACUACCAGAAUCACAGCUGAUACCAAUUUGGUUCAAGAUGGUAUCUCCGAAAAGGUCGGCUUGACACUCAAUGCAUUGGCUACCUUCUUUACCGCUUUUGUGAUUGGCUUUAUCAAGUCAUGGAAACUGACGCUUAUUCUCACAUCUACCGUUGCGGCCAUCACUGUUAUCAUGGGAGGUGGCUCCAGAUGGAUUGUCAAGUACAGCAAACAAUCCCUUCAAUCUUAUGCCAUUGGUGGAUCUAUCGCCGAAGAAGUCAUUUCAUCCAUCAGAAAUGCCACUGCCUUUGGUACUCAAGAUAAACUCGCCCGUCAAUAUGACAAACAUCUUGCGGAGGCAGAAAAAUACGGUUACAGGACCAAAUUCACAUUAGCUAUCAUGGUAGGAGGCAUGUUUUUGGUCAUCUAUCUUAAUUAUGGUCUAGCAUUCUGGAUGGGUUCUAGAUUCCUUGUUGAUGGAUCCAUGACCCUUUCUCACAUUCUCACAAUCUUGAUGUCUAUCAUGAUCGGAGCUUUUGCUUUUGGAAAUGUUGCUCCCAACGCUCAGGCUUUCACAACUGCUAUCUCCGCCGCCGCCAAGAUCUUCAACACAAUCGAUCGUGUUUCACCCUUGGAUCCAACCUCUACCGAAGGUAUCAAGCUCGAUCACGUCGAGGGAACCGUCGAAUUAAGAAAUAUCAAGCACAUCUAUCCAUCCAGACCUGAGGUCACAAUCAUGAACGAUGUCAGUUUGGUUAUUCCAGCGGGCAAAAUGACAGCUCUUGUGGGUGCAUCUGGAUCCGGGAAAAGUACUAUAGUUGGCUUGGUGGAGAGAUUCUACGAUCCAGUCGGCGGUCAGGUUUUGAUUGAUGGGCAUGAUGUUAGUACCUUGAAUUUGCGAUGGCUACGACAACAAAUUUCCUUGGUGAGCCAAGAGCCUACAUUGUUUGGAACUUCUAUAUUCGAAAACAUUCGCCACGGACUGAUUGGAACUAAAUUCGAAAACGAGACAGAAGAACGUCAGAGAGAAUUAGUUAUCGAGGCUGCCAAGAUGGCCAAUGCACAUGACUUUGUUUCUGCUUUACCUGAAGGUUACGAAACAAACGUUGGUGAAAGAGCCAGCUUACUUUCCGGUGGUCAAAAGCAACGUAUCGCAAUUGCAAGAGCCAUGGUUAGCGAUCCAAAGAUUCUUCUACUCGAUGAAGCCACAUCUGCUCUUGACACAAAAUCCGAGGGUGUCGUACAAGCCGCUCUUGAGGUUGCUGCUGAAGGACGAACUACUAUUACAAUUGCUCAUCGACUUUCCACUAUCAAGGAUGCGGAUAAUAUUGUUGUCAUGACUGAAGGUCGCAUCGUUGAACAAGGAACUCACAACGACUUGCUUGCUAAACAAGGUGCUUACUAUAGAUUGAUCGAAGCACAAAAGAUCGCUGAAACCAAGGAAAUGACCGCUGAAGAGCAGUUAGAUAUCGACGCCAAAGACGAUGAACUUGUACGCAAAAUGUCCAAUAAGGUCGGAGGAAUUGAGUACAACGAGGAUCCAGAUGAUAAGAAUAUUGUCAACAAAUUGAAUCGCACAACAACGGAAAAGUCGCAAUCAUCUGUCGCACUUCAAAGCAAGACAUUAUCAUCAGAACAACAUGAUUCAUUAUGGAUAUUGAUCAAGUUGAUUGCUUCAUUCAACAAAACUGAAUGGAAAUUGAUGUUGGUUGGAUUGUUCUUUUCCGUUAUUUGUGGAGGAGGUAAUCCAACUCAAGCCGUUUUCUUCGCCAAGGAAAUCAUUUCGCUUUCACUUCCUGCCGUUCCUGCCAACUUCCAUAAGAUUAGACAUGAUGCCGAUUUCUGGUCUUUGAUGUACCUUAUGUUGGCGAUUGUUCAAUUCCUUGCAUUUUGUGCCCAAGGCAUUGCCUUUGCUUUCUGUUCAGAAAGGCUCAUUCACCGAGUCCGUGACCGUGCUUUCCGUACAAUGCUUCGUCAGGACAUUCAAUAUUUCGACAGGGAUGAACAUACUGCGGGUGCUCUCACAUCAUUCUUGAGUACCGAAACUACCCACGUCGCAGGAUUAUCUGGAGUUACCUUGGGAACGCUUUUGACAGUUAUUACUACGCUCAUCGCAGCAUGCGUUCUUUCUCUCGCUAUUGCCUGGAAGUUGGCUCUUGUCUGUAUCGCCACCAUUCCGAUUUUGCUUGCUUGUGGUUUCUUUCGAUUCUGGCUUCUCGCAAGAUUCCAGCAAAGAGCAAAGAAAGCAUAUGAGAACAGUGCUAGUUAUGCAUGUGAAGCUACUAGUGCUAUCCGAACGGUUGCAUCCUUGACCAGAGAGCAAGAUGUCCUUGCUCAUUACACCCAAUCCCUCAAAGACCAGGAACAAAGGAGUUUGAGAUCCAUCUUGAAGUCUUCAUUACUUUAUGCUGCGUCUCAAUCUUUGGUGUUCCUUUGCGUCGCACUUGGAUUCUGGUAUGGUGGUCAACGCAUCGCUGACAAGGAGUACACCAUGUUCCAAUUCUUCGUUUGUUUCUCGGCUGUCAUUUUCGGUGCUCAAUCUGCUGGAACUAUCUUCUCCUUUGCACGUAAGUACUCCUUCAAUCAAUUAUCAUAAUUGUCUUACUAACAUAUUAUAGCGGAUAUGGGUAAAGCCAAACAAGCCGCCCAAGAGCUCAAGAUUCUCUUUGAUCGCAAACCUGCUAUCGACUCUUGGUCCCAAGAUGGAGAGCGCAUGGAGUCUAUGGAUGGAUAUGUCGAGUUCCGUGACGUCCAUUUCCGCUACCCCACUCGUCCAGAACAGCCAGUACUUCGUGGCCUUAACCUCCAAGUUAAGCCUGGACAAUACAUUGCUCUUGUUGGUGCAUCCGGUUGCGGUAAAUCUACGACCAUCGCUCUUCUUGAACGUUUCUAUGAUCCUCUCAUUGGUGGUAUCUAUGUCGAUGGCAAAGAGAUUUCUUCUCUGAACAUCAGUGAUUACCGCUCGCACAUCGCGCUCGUAUCUCAAGAACCAACCCUCUAUCAAGGUACCAUCCGUGAGAACAUGCUCCUCGGAGCUGACCGCGAGGAUGUUCCUGAUUCGGAAAUCGAGUUCGCAUGUCGUGAGGCUAAUAUCUACGAUUUUAUCAUGUCACUUCCUGAAGGAUUUUCCACAGUCGUCGGUUCAAAGGGUAGCAUGUUGUCUGGUGGACAGAAACAAAGAAUCGCUAUCGCUCGUGCUUUACUCCGUGAUCCAAAAAUACUCUUGUUGGAUGAGGCUACUAGUGCAUUGGAUUCCGAGAGUGAACAUGUCGUCCAAGCAGCAUUGGAUAAAGCAGCAAAGGGAAGAACUACAAUUGCAGUUGCGCAUAGAUUGAGUACUAUUCAAAAGGCCGAUUGUAUCUAUGUUUUCGAUCAAGGUAGAGUCGUGGAGAGUGGCACACACUCUGAGCUUAUGCAUAAGGGUGGUAGAUACUCCGAGUUAGUCAACUUGCAGAGUUUGGGCAGAAAGUAAUAGGGAAGAGAUGUAGUGGAAUCUGGAAAAAAGAGAUGCUUAUAUGGAGGAUGAUUUUGAAUUUUUGAAAUGAAUUUUAAUGGUUGCAGAUUUGAUGAGCGUUACGCAUAGAUACCUCAUUGGAGUUUUUAGUUUUUACAUUUUCAUGUUGUGGCACGAGAGCAUAUAUCAUUGGCUCUUUCUUUUCACCAUGGCGAUGGCGUUUGGAGGAUCAUUAUGUCAUGCUAUGCUUCAUUGCAUGAUAUGAUACAGAUAUUAGUUUAUAGACUUGGAGUUUAGACUUUGAAUUAAUGGAUGGAUGAAUGAACGAGUUGAUCAUUCAUGAUGGAUAAUAAAUGAUGGAUGGAUAGCGAUAGAAAAUCAUCACUCUGUUUCUUCUAUGUUACAUUAUAUUACACUACUCUUUUUCACAAUCGUAUC